Bacillus rossius redtenbacheri is the source of this 1041-nucleotide messenger RNA. RefSeq names its product basic proline-rich protein-like. The annotation marks the transcript as partial. The transcript has 2 exons. Lineage: Eukaryota; Metazoa; Arthropoda; Insecta; Phasmatodea; Bacillidae. The record is from RefSeq and is a predicted model, not a curated record.
CCACCCACGCCACCCGGGCCACCCGCGCCACCCGCGCCACCCGCGCCACCCGCGCCACCCACGCCACCCGCGCCACCCGCGCCACCCGCUCCACCCACGCCACCCGCUCCACCCACGCCACCCGGUCAACCCGCGCCACCCACGCCACCCGGUCAACCCGCGCCACCCACGCUACCCGGGCCACCCGCGCCACCCGCUCCACCCACGCCACCCGCUCCACCCACGCCACCCGCUCCACCCACGCCACCCGCGCCACCCACGCCACCCGCGCCACCCGCGCCACCCGCUCCACCCACGCCACCCGCUCCACCCACGCCACCCGCUCCACCCACGCCACCCGGUCAACCCGCGCCACCCACGCCACCCGGUCAACCCGCGCCACCCACGCUACCCGGGCCACCCGCGCCACCCGCUCCACCCACGCCACCCGCUCCACCCACGCCACCCGCUCCACCCACGCCACCCGCGCCACCCACGCCACCCGCGCCACCCGCGCCACCCGCUCCACCCACGCCACCCGCUCCACCCACGCCACCCGGUCAACCCGCGCCACCCACGCCACCCGGUCAACCCGCGCCACCCACGCUACCCGGGCCACCCGGUCAACCCGCGCCACCCACGCCACCCGGUCCACCCGGGCCACCCGCGCCACCCGCGCCACCCGCGACACCCGCUCCACCCACGCCACCCGGGCCACCCGCGCCACCCGCGCCACCCGCGCCACCCGCUCCACCCACGCCACCCGGGCCACCCGCGCCACCCGCGCCACCCGCGCCACCCGCGACACCCGCUCCACCCACGCCACCCGGGCCACCCGCGCCACCCGCGACACCCGCUCCACCCACGACACCCGCUCCACCCACGCCACCCGGGCCACCCGCGCCACCCGCGCCACCCGCGCCACCCGGACCACCCGCGCCACCCGCGCCACCCGCGACACCCGCUCCACCCACGCCACCCGGGCCACCCGCGCCACCCGCGCCACCCAUGCCCACGCCCAAGAUAGUGCUCGCGCUCACGCACCUAGAGUUUGCAGCCUAG